Penicillium atrosanguineum is the source of this 2220-nucleotide messenger RNA. RefSeq names its product fungal specific transcription factor domain-containing protein. Gene Ontology annotation, biological process: DNA-templated transcription; positive regulation of transcription by RNA polymerase II. Gene Ontology annotation, molecular function: zinc ion binding; sequence-specific DNA binding. The coding region runs from base 1 to 2220 and encodes 739 amino acids. NCBI's taxonomy places the organism in Eukaryota, Fungi, Ascomycota, Eurotiomycetes, Eurotiales, Aspergillaceae. Gene Ontology annotation, cellular component: nucleus. The transcript has 5 exons. The record is from RefSeq and is a predicted model, not a curated record.
AUGAAACGCCCAAGAGAGUAUCCUGCGAGUCUUGCCGCCGAAGAAAAAUCAAAUGCGACAAAAAUCUGCCUUGUGGUCAAUGCGCAUUAUCAUUUUAUGCCAGUCCACAAGAAGAGAAAAAAGGCAUCGGAUGAAAAGAUUGAAUUGCUUGAGAAGAGAAUAAAAGCCAUGGAAGCAUCUGCCCAUUCUGGUUCAGCGCCUCGGGCUGCUACAGAGGUGAGCAACACAAACCUCAUUUCUCCAGGCCUUCAGACACGGAACCAGGAUACAUCUGAGGUCUCUUCAUCUAUUGCAAGCGGCAUGCCAUUAGCAGCCGACCCCUACGCAAAAAUUUACCACUCCGUUGAUAAAGGAGACCUUGAGUUCCAAGGCUACUCCGCAGAUCGCACCUUCAUUGAAGGUUUCAAGCAUGGAUUGGGAGAUUGGGCAUAUGAUUCAUCACAUACACGACUCUCAACUGUCUUCUCAGUCCCUGGACUUUUUGACACUUCCAGGAAACCGCCGGUUGAUGUCAUCCUUCCACCUAGAGAAGUGGCAAAUAAAUUGGUUGAAGCGGCUCUGGACGCUCAGAUUCUGUUUUGCGUCAUCCACCGCCCAUCUUUCAAUAAUCUGAUCAAUCUCAUCUAUUCCCUCGACCAAACAAAUUACAGUAUCCAGGAAUGGCGUUUUUUGGCUCUUUUCUACGCCGUUCUUGCCUAUGGCAGCCUAUUUGUCGACUUGUGUGAAGACCAAGAACACGAUGCACUCUCGCAAGCGUCUUUUUAUUACGAGAAGAGCAUAAGACUCCAGGACAUCGCUGAUUGUAAAGAUCUUGUAUCCCUUCAGGCUAUCGUUUUCAAGAUUCUUUUUCUUCUUGCAACUACUCGAGUCUUCACUUGCUACACCUAUAUAACCGCUGCAUUAUCGGUGGCUUUACGGAUGGGACUCCAUCGAUCCUUCAUAAACCAUCAAGAUCUGAUCUCGCGAGAAAUCGGCAAACGAGUGUUUUGGGCUCUAUGGAUCCUGGCCAAUGAAGUCGCCGCCCUUUGCGGCCUCCCAAAUCUUCUUAGUCGCGAGGAGAUUGAUCAGGAAUCCCCGAUAGAAACUAACGACUCUUAUAUCGAGCUGGGACAGAUCCGGCAGCAACCAGAAGGUGAAGUCUGUCUUGUGGCUAUUGCAAAUGUCUAUCGACGACUUCAUAUGAUUUUUCAAGGGAUUAUCAAGCACAUCUAUUCCGAGAAACGCUUCAACGUGUUCCAGCCAGGGAGUACGGUGUGUUGUUCUGUCAGCAUGGACAAAUUAAAAGGAAUUGAAGAAGAGUUUCACCAAUGGGCUCGAGGGAUGCCUGAUCUUUACGCGCUAGGGAACAAUAUCGAAAACUCUCAAUUAACAGCAUUCACGCUCUGCAUAACGUAUGCACAAGCCCAGAUCUAUCUUUAUCGCCCUUUUCUACAACAUCUCAUGACGUGUGCGGGUGAUCCAAAUCUGCCAGAGAACACAAACGCCAAAUGGCUUGCCACGAUAUGCAUCCAGGCAUGCGAGAACAUCAUCAUGCUAUGCGAUGACAUGUAUAGACGAGGGUUAUUGAGCGGCGGCAAUUGGCUCGUUUCUCGCGCGCUUUUUAACUCCACCUUGACGCUUUUCUACGUUGUUCUGACGUUCAGUGAUACUCUUCAGACACGAUCCAUUCUCAGAUGUUUGGCAUUGGGAAGAAAGGUGGCAGAUCGUAUUGCAAAGCGCAGCGUCCCCGGCCAUCGAUGGAAAGUUAUGAUGAAGGUUAUGAUCGCAACUCUCCCAAGCUGCGCUCGCCACAUUCAAGAGAGGCUUCUUGGCUUAGAACACAAGAUUCCAGACUUGGCUUUGUAUCAAACGGAGCUGAGAGUACCGGAUGAUACCUACACUGCUUCAUUGGGGAAGCAAACCAUGAAUCUUUUGGGCAGUGAUAGUUCAGCUGCAGACAAAAUGAAAUGGUUAGCACCUCACCUUCUCGAAACUCUCGGUCACGACUGUCCUCAACGAGAUGGCUGCCGAUCACCAUCAUUGAGGAUAAUUCCAAAACCAGCCGACAAUGCACGAGAGGCUUCCAUUGCCAGCUCACAAUUUGACAACAUCGAUGACUUCUUUUUGGGUAGCAGCGGUGAGCCUGGAGUCAAUCAUGGCUCUAUGGGUAUGCCGCUGGAAGCUGGUGAAAUGGACUUUGGAAAUCUUGAUGAAUUUUUAGACCUUCAAAACUGGCUAUAA